Messenger RNA from Erythranthe guttata (spotted monkey flower), 1779 nucleotides. RefSeq names its product monocopper oxidase-like protein SKU5. Gene Ontology annotation, cellular component: plasma membrane. Lineage: Eukaryota; Viridiplantae; Streptophyta; Magnoliopsida; Lamiales; Phrymaceae. The record is from RefSeq and is a predicted model, not a curated record. Gene Ontology annotation, molecular function: oxidoreductase activity; copper ion binding.
AUGGUUAGAAAAAUAUACCGCCACCGGGAAAUAGCGGCCCUCACCGGCGGCAAGUGGUGGUUGGUUUGUUGCAUGGCCCUAUGCACGGUGGUGGUGACCGGAGAGGAGAUUUUCUUGGAGUGGCAUGUUAAGAUAAACGACGCUAUCAAGCCAGUGUCGGAAAAUCAACCGGUUAUUACGAUUAAUGAUUUGUUUCCGGGUCCUCUUAUUAACGCGACGACGAACGACAAUCUGCAUAUCAAUGUGUAUAACGAAAUGGAUGAGCCACUUCUCAUGACAUGGAAUGGGAUUCAACAAAGGCUAAACUCAUGGCAAGAUGGGGUGUCGGGUACGAAUUGCCCGAUCCAACCCGGUUCGAAUUGGACUUACGUUUUCCAAAUGAAAGAUCAAAUCGGUAGCUUCUUCUAUUUUCCUUCGAUUAAUUUUCAGCGGGGUGGGGGUGGGUUCGGCCCUAUCCGAAUCAAUAACCGGGUCGUCAUUAACGUGCCGUUUCCGAAACCCGAACAAGAGUUUGAUCUUCUUAUUGGUGAUUGGUAUCAACAAAGUUUCAAGGAUGUUAGGGUCAACGGUGGUUAUGGAUAUUUAACAGAUUGGAUCCUUAUGAAUGGAAAAGGCCCAUUUAUUGACCCCCUUACCGGAGCCUACGAGUCUUUCAACGUAUCCCAAGGGAAAAGCUAUAGAUUUAGAAUUUCCAACGUGGGCAACAUGUGGAGCUUCAAUUUCAGGAUUCAAAACCACACAAUGCUGUUGGUCGAAACGGAAGGUUCAUACACCAAUCAGAUCACGUUAAAUUCUCUAGAUGUCCACGUAGGACAGUCUUACUCUGUACUCGUCGCAGCGAAUCAAAUCCCAGGAGAUUACUACAUCGUGGCAACUCCUAAAUGGGUCAACUUGACUAACCCGAAUGCUACAGCGGCUGUCGGGCUUCUACACUAUGACAAUUCGAAUACAACUGUAAAUGGGCUUUUACCAACUGGGCCCGACCCGUUUGAUAUCGGCUUCUCCCUCGAUCAAGCCCGAUCAAUCACGUGGAAUUUGACAGCCGGUGCAGCAAGACCAAACCCACAAGGCACAUUCAAUGUGUCAAAUGUGACACUAUCACAAACAUUUGUUCUUCGUCAAUCAUUUGCCCUAAUAAACGGCACCCCUCGUUACACCGUGAACAACGUUACGUAUCUAACGACACACACCCCGUUGAAAUUAGCCGAUUAUUACCUAAACGGCUCCGGCAUUUACGACCUCGACGCUUUUCCCGUUCACUCGAGCCUCCCGGGCGCGGUCAAAGCCCCGUUUGUAGUGUCCGGGACCCACAAGGGAUGGCUCGAGAUCGUGUUCAUUAAUGUCUUGGACACGAUCGAUUCUUGGCAUUUGGAUGGGUACGGAUUCUUCGUCGUCGGGUUUGGUGUAGGAGAUUGGACACCGGAAGUACGUGUUACGACGUACAAUUUCGUCGAUCCAGUUGUACGUUCAACUGUCCAGGUGUACCCUAAAGGAUGGACAGCUGUGUAUGUGUAUUUAGACAAUCCAGGAAUGUGGAAUUUAAGGUCACAAAAUUUAAUACAUUGGUACUUAGGUCAAGAACUCUACAUUAGGGUUUUUGAUCCUGAUCUCAAUCCUGCCAAAGAGAAACCACCCCCAGAUAACCUCUUGUUUUGUGGAGUCUUUGAACCGCCGACAUAUCCUCCGGCAACUCCAACACCGAAUCCAGUGCCAGAUUCCGCUCCACCACCACCACCACCAUCUUCGGCUGCGGUGAACAUUUCUCACAUAGGCUGGUAA